CUCGUCGCACGAUCUGCUAGGGCAUGGCGUCGUUGUCGCCCAUUUGCGUGCCGUGAGAAGCGCCAUGCAGUCUGCAAAAGCCAACCAGCCUCGCUUUCUGUCAACUCUUGCGCAGAUGCUUGCAAACGAAGACACUGCAGUCACGUGGGCUGAAAACGGAACGUGCAUUCACUUCCACAGCAUGCACUACUUCAGCCAGCACGUCCUGCCACGGUAUUUUCGCCACAAGCAAUGGUCGAGCUUCCAACGACAGCUAAAUUACUACGGGUUUCGAAAGAAGCCCAUUCGCGACAACAUUCCCUCCGGUGGCUGCGUUUACUGGCACCCACACUUCGUCGAGCAUAAGCCUGAACUGUUGCAUCUUGUCACAGCCAAACGACGCCCACACCGCAUCCCGCCGAUGCAAGUAGCGGUCGUCCCAUCUGUGAAGAUAAUGGCUUGUCCGGGUCAUGUUUCGCCGCAAGGUUUGCAUUGCACGGCCAGAGCUGAGCGCAACGCGUCGUUGGAUAGCUACUUGCCCUUUUCCCCCGCCUUGGAACCCAAUCACGCAGGCAUGUUGGACGACUUGAGCGUUGAAAGCAACUCCCUCGCGUGGCUCGACGACCUCUUCGCUCUACCACCGUCAGCCGUGGCAUAUUCACGAGUCUUGUAGAUCAAUCCCUUGAACAUGCAUGGCUUGUCAGGC
Messenger RNA from Aphanomyces invadans, 685 nucleotides. RefSeq lists its product as hypothetical. Gene Ontology annotation, molecular function: DNA-binding transcription factor activity; sequence-specific DNA binding. Lineage: Eukaryota; Oomycota; Saprolegniomycetes; Saprolegniales; Verrucalvaceae. The transcript has a single exon. The record is from RefSeq and is a predicted model, not a curated record. Bases 65 to 652 code for a protein of 195 amino acids. Gene Ontology annotation, biological process: regulation of DNA-templated transcription.